AUGGUGAGUCAGACGCACAGUGGUGCUGCAGGCAGCUGUGUUGAUGUGAUUGAUGAGGCCGGUGUAGGAGCGAUAGGCUUUGACGCAGCUUUCAUUGGGGCAGACAAAUUCGAGCUCAUCGUGGUGGCGCUGCAGAGCGGUAAUUUGGCGCAUCAUUCUGGGGCCCAAGCAGCGGCGCUGAAAACCAGCUUCGUGAAAACGAGCAUCCUCCAAGACGUCAUCGGCUGCCAACAUGGGGUCACGUGUGUCCCCGUGCAGGAAUCGUGGGGCGACCAAGGCUUGCCGACCUUUGCGCCGGGGCAUAAAGACCUCCAGCUCGUCAAUGGAACCUCGAGAAUAGGUAGAGAUGGGCAUGUGAACGGCAGUCAGCUGGACAGUUUCCACAUCCUGUUCAUCUUCAACGUGUGCAUCUGCCGAUGCCGCAAUAGCGACUUCAGCUCUAUGCCCACCCAUGUUGAUCUUGGACGAGCGGUAUCCUGGCUGACGUGA
Messenger RNA from Monosiga brevicollis MX1, 489 nucleotides. RefSeq lists its product as uncharacterized. NCBI's taxonomy places the organism in Eukaryota, Choanoflagellata, Craspedida, Salpingoecidae. The record is from RefSeq and is a predicted model, not a curated record. Bases 1 to 489 code for a protein of 162 amino acids. The transcript has a single exon.